AUGGCUAAUUCAGGCGUACGCAUUGCGAUCGACCGUGGCGGUACAUUCACCGAUGCCUGGGCCCGGAUACCAGGCUGUGAGGACGACGUUGUCAUCAAGGUACUCUCAGACAGUCCAGAUGAGUAUACCGACGCUCCGACAGGAUGCAUUCGACAAAUCCUCGAGAUAGCGACUGCAUCAACAACACCCCGAGGAGAGCCUUUAGACAUAUCCCCAUUCGAGUCGAUACGCAUGGGCACGACCGUCGCCACUAAUGCUCUCCUCGAAAGAAAGGCAGCUCGCGUAGCCCUCGUAACAACGACAGGUUUUCGAGAUAUCCUGAAGAUUGUCAACCAAGCACGACCAAAUAUAUUUGACCUCUGUGUGCAGCGUCUUGCCAAGCUUUAUGAGACGGUGCUGGAAGUCGAUGAACGUGUAACCAUUGAAGGGUACGCCGAAGAUCCCGAGCCACAACACAUUGAUGUGGAUGCUGAUCCACAACUGCGUGUCGGCCUCACAGGGGAGGCUGUGCGGAUUUUGAAGUCGCCAAACAUCGACGUCGUCCGAGAAGACCUCAGAGCACUCUGGCGAGCAGGCUACCGGAGCAUCGCUGUCGCCUUUUUACACCCAUACAUGUUCCAGGACCAUGAGAAUACAGUCGCCGACGUAGCCAGGCAGCUUGGCUUUCGUGUUUCGGUAUCAUCCGAGUUGCAGACUAUGGCAAAGAUUGUGCCGCGCGCACAAUCAGCUGUGGCGGAUGGCUACCUCUCACCAGUCACGGAGAAAUACCUACAAAGCUUUUGCAAGGUCUUCAAAGGUGGCCUAGAGGAUGCUAAUGGUGAAAAGCUUUUCUUGAAUCAGUCAGAUGGCGGUCUUGUCUCGUUCUCCAAGUUCACAGGGGUUCGAGGUGUUUUGAGUGGGCCAGCAGGGGGUGUGUCCUUGGCUUCGAUAUGGGUGGCACAUCUAGAUGUUGCUCGCUACGCCGGCAGCCUGGAGCAUAUUUUCGAGAGCACGAUUGCUCAAGUGACGAUUCAGACACCACAGAUGGACAUCAACACGGUGGCAGCCGGAGGUGGCUCCAUACUAUUUUGGGAGAAUAGUCUGUUCAAAGUCGGACCUCAAAGCGCAGGCGCGAAUCCAGGUCCAGCAUGCUAUGGCAAAGGUGGACCACUUACUGUCACUGAUGCCAACCCCUUUCUGGGUCCGAUCAUACCAGAGUCUUUCCCGCGGCCGUUAGACCAGGAUGUAGUCAAGCAGAAGUUCACGGACCUCACUGCUUUGGUGAACAAAAAAAAAGCAGGCCAUGGCACUCUGUCGGCAGAAGACGUUGCCCUUGGCGAAGGUCGUGGUUUUGAAACAGAUGCUCACGUACUAGGUUCGUUCGGUGGUGCUGGUGGACAGCAUGCGGUGACAAUAGCCCGCGAUCUAGGCAUACAGCGCGCAAUCGUCCCGAAAUACUCUAGCAUCCUGUCAGCAUACGGCAUGGCCGUGGCUGAUGUUGUAGUCGAGAACCAGGAAACGGUAGCUUGCACCCUCUCUGAAGACACCGUCACUCAACUGGCAGCUCGGUUCACCAAGCUAUGUCGAGCCGGCGUUGAUGGCCUUGUAUCUCAGGGCUUCUCGGAAGACCAGGUCGAGCACUCGCUUUUCUUGAAUAUGAGGUACCAGGGAAGUGACACAGCGCUGAUGAUCUCACAGCCUGAAGAAGGUCUCAGUGGCUUUGGCCGGUCGUUAAUUGCCAGACACCACCAGGAGUUCGGCUUCACUCAACCCCGUGAAAUUCUGGUCGAUGAUGUGCGAGUGCGUAGUGUAGCUAAGAGCAUCCUGGUGCGGCUUUCCAAUCCGUUCGAAGAGCUCAAGCGUGUACAGAUGUCACCACCGGUCAGCCCUGUCGGCGCAGACUCUCAACGCAAUGUCUUCUUCGAGAAUCAUGGCUGGGCCGAGACAGCAGUGCACUCACUGAAGGGACUUGCUCGUGGAACGCGUAUUCAAGGACCUGCUAUGAUCGUCGAUAACACUCAGACCAUAGUCGUCGACUCAGCAAGCGCCGCCACUAUCCUCCCCGAGCAUGUACUGCUGGAGAUCUCCGGCAUCGAAAAGCCCGAAAUUGAGACUGACCAACCAGACCCGAUUCAGCUCAGUGUCUUUGGCCAUCGCUUUAUGAGCGUUGCUGAGCAGAUGGAAAGCCCUGCAGACGAUCCGGAAGCCUACGGCGGCAGCGAAAAGUUCUUCCGCAACGUAUACUCGUACCUUGACGAUUGCUACCUGCAAGGAGUAUCGCCUAAGCUGUCGCAACUCUUGCUUUUUCUCGAUUCGGCAGAAAUGUCGGUUGCCUUGCCUGGACCAGCUUGGCUGGCACAGAAGGCCAGCUAUGCACUGGGAGUGGUGAUUGGGCGGUGGUAUGGUGGAUAUGUGCUUGGGUAUAAGUCCAGCUAUCCCGAGUAUUGGGACGAGAAUCGCGAGGCCAGGAAGUCGAAGUAG
Molecule: messenger RNA, 2460 nt
Organism: Fulvia fulva
Lineage: Eukaryota; Fungi; Ascomycota; Dothideomycetes; Mycosphaerellales; Mycosphaerellaceae
Exons: 5
Coding region: 1-2460 (819 amino acids)
Biological process (GO): glutathione metabolic process
Cellular component (GO): cytosol
Molecular function (GO): 5-oxoprolinase (ATP-hydrolyzing) activity
Source: RefSeq, a predicted model, not a curated record